Molecule: messenger RNA, 4882 nt
Organism: Sphaeramia orbicularis (orbiculate cardinalfish)
Lineage: Eukaryota; Metazoa; Chordata; Actinopteri; Kurtiformes; Apogonidae
Gene: plekhm1
Product: pleckstrin homology domain containing, family M (with RUN domain) member 1
Exons: 12
Coding region: 235-3495 (1086 amino acids)
Source: RefSeq, a predicted model, not a curated record
UAAUGCACUUGUUCCGAGUUGGAUAGUGGCGAGAAAGCGUUUCAACCCCGGCUCAGAGAAAAACAAACCACAGAUAAUUAUUUCGAUAUGGGUAGUGGAAGGCAUCUAUACGAACUGAAGGGCAUUUAAUGGGAUACAGCCGACAUAAACUGCACCGUUUUGGACUUUAUUGACAAGUUAUCUUACCUGUUUUGGUAGAUUGCCAUGUCUAAGUAAGCUUUUCCAGGAAAUGCCAUGUUAUCUACACAGAUGCCAGAUGCGCCAUCUGAGGCUAAAGAUGUUAAACAGAUCAAAGAGAAAUUGGCACUGUCACUCAAGGCCUUGCAGAAGCGCUUUGUAACAUCAGAUGCUGUGGUAACCAGUGAAGAUGAAGAUGCAAACCUGCUCUGCUGUGCCCUGGAAGCCAUCUUCAUCCACGGAAUUAAAAGCAAGUACAUAGGUGUGGGAAAUGGGAGCCGAGGUAGAAAAGGAGACAGAAAACCCCUCCCCCAGCCUGUUUUCUGGAGCCUUCUUAAGACUGUAACACACCGUGAUGUGAUCACAGAACUGGAGAAGCUCGCCUUUGUGAGUACAGAUGUGGGUCGUUGUCGAGCAUGGCUGCGGUUGGCCCUCAACCAUGGCCUACUGGAGUGCUAUCUUGCAUCACUAUUUCGGGAGAACUCCAAGCUACAGGCUCACUAUCAGCCCAGUGCCCUGCUCCUAAACAUGGAGGAGAGAGAAGUACUCCUCAGCUACCUCCAGGGACUGGGCUCACUUACAUUUAGCCUUUCUUACAAGUCUGCUGUCCUCAAAGAGUGGACCACUACACCACUGGCUCUUGCUGGACUCUGCCCUCUGUCCCAGGCAGAAACUCUUGAAGUGUCCGUCAACGGUGGAGUUGUUGCUGGUUCAAAACCGGUGUAUAAAGAGUCAUGGGAUACAAUGUCUCAGUCAUCUGGCUCUUCAGAUGCAUUGGAUAUGCUGAGAGGGUGCCCAGUGCUGCAGGAAGGGAGUGGGUCAGGUGUGUUGCCAGAAGGUAGGACUGGUCUCAGUUCAUCUAACUUGAGCCUCGACACCACAGGCUCCUCUCAGCUCUCCUCCAGUUUAAGCUCUGAUAGCCUCCUACAGGGGCAGGACCCCCGAAGCCCUUCAGGUGAACAGUGGUCAUCCAGUGACCUGGAGGUGUCUGUUGUCAACACCUGCACCAGGAGGCCACAAAAAGACAGCUUCAGAAACUCUCCUGACUUUCGGGAGAGUCAGGACCACUGCAGUCAGGACUCUAUGCGUGAAGACUCCUUUGUUUCCAGCACAGGUCCAGACCAGUUCUCUGAGAAUGCCAUUUUUAGUGGGUCCGACAGUGAAACCCCUGCUACACCAUCACAAGAGCAGGUAGACCAGCUCCAUGAUUCUGCACCUUCAGAGUCUGCACCAGCAUCAGUUGAGCUAACAUUGUCAAGCAACGAGAACCAUAUUGAACACUCCUCUGAAAUGUGCAUUAACAACUCAUCUGAGCUCCCCUUGGACUCUGACACAUGCUCUACAGUUAAAACGACUGUAGAAGAAGUAAAAAACAUCGAUGACCAGGACAAAAAUGAGCUUUUCACAGAAGAAGAGAGUUUAACAAAGAGCCUCGUGGAGUCUUCAGAACACCAAGGUGCACGGCGCUCUACCAGCAUCCUAAGUAGGAAACUGUCGUCAGAAUCCCUACCACACUCUCGCUCAUGGAUCUCUGAGGAUGACAUCUAUAAACCCCAUCUGGAGGAGAUGUCGGAUCAGGAUGAGGUGGCUCCUUCUGCCCUUGGUGCACAGGCCCCUGAGCCCAAGGUCCCCCCGUCACCUCCCAGUGUCGUCCAUCGCAGACAAAUAGGGCUUUCUAACCCAUUUCGGGGGUUAUUGAAACUUGGUCACCUUGAACGACGUGGCGCAAUGGGAAUGUGGCGUGACUACUACUGUGAGCUGUCGCCCUUUGAGUUCCGCCUAUAUCUCAAUGCAGAAGAGCGGACAUGUUGCGAUAACUGCUCUUUGGUGCGAUGCGAAGAAGCUCGCAUCACGUCACCUGAGGGUCGCUUUGAGUUGGCCUUUCCUGGGAAGCGACUGUACCUCAGAGCGGCCAACCAUGAUGAAGCUGAGGACUGGGUGGACCGAAUUGUCGAGGCUGUCAAUAAAUGUCGGCCAGCAUCUCGUUUUGAUGACCAGUGGGAGGUGCUUCAACAUCCCUGUGAAAAUGCUGUGGAUGAACUCGCAUCCCCAACCUCUGCCCCAUCCAGCCCUGAGCGGGGCUUCUCAUCCUGUGACUCAGGGAUAAGUGUAGGGCAGGAUGCUCCUCCUCCACAGGCAUUUGAAUGGACACGUACUGUUGAUUUGGAAACAGAUGCUAUCAAAGAAUCUGUUUUGUACCUCUCUACAGAUCCUGAGGCUCGGACAUGGGUACCUCUAGUCUUUUCUCUUUCCUUAGAGGCUUUGAAAGGCUUCAAGGUUCAAGAGGGUAGAAAGUUUAUGCGGCUAAAUCACUCUAUUGAGGAAAUUAGGGAUGUGGUACCUGAUGUGUCCCUAGGUGGACCAGCCUGUUUUAAAGUCUUAACCAUUAGAGAGACACUUAGACUCAGGGCAGAAAAUGGUGACGAAGCGCGUUUGUGGAGGGUCCUGAUCCGUGGAGCUCUGGACUCGUACUUGGAGAGUGGGGAGGAUGGCGCCUCUGAGGAGCCAGUUGUAGCCCGCUUGGAAAUGGCUGGAAACCUUCACAGACUUGUGCAGCACAGACUAAAAGAAGAUGGAACACUUUUAAGUCACCUCUGUACAGUCCCAUCAGAGAAGGGCCUGGACAGCCAGAACUUCAAAUGUGCAGGAUGUCCUCAGCAGAUUGGCCCAUCUUUGGGCAGAGCCAGGUUAUGUGAGUUCUCAGGCCAGUACUACUGUGACUCAUGCCACCAGGGAGACACAACCAUCAUUCCUUCACGCAUGGUCCAUAACUGGGACCUCACACGACGAGAGGUCUCUAAGAGGGCACUGCGGCUGCUCGCUCAGGUAGAACAGGAGCCUUUGUUGAACCUGGAGCAGCUGAACCCGGAGCUGGUGAAGCAUGCAGAGUCCAUGGCUCAGGCCCACAGUCUGAGGCAGAAACUACGCUUGCUGGGCGACUACCUGCUCAUCUGCCGCAGCGGAGCCUGGAAGAAGUUACAAGCUGUAAUUGGACAGCGGUCGUACCUGUUGGAGUCCAGCCACCUGUACAGUGUCAUGGACCUACGACAGAUAGCAGAGGGCCAAUAUGUAACCUUCCUGAUUACAAUGGCACAGUAUGCCUCCAACCAUGUGUUCCAGUGUGACCUGUGUACACAACGCGGCUUCAUUUGUCAGACGUGCCACUCCAACGAAAUUAUCUUCCCAUUCCAGUUUGAAAGCACCACACGGUGUCAGGAUUGUAAGGCUGUGUUUCAUCUGGCCUGUAAAGCCCCAGGACAAUCCUGUCCACGCUGUUUGCGAAUGAAGAAAUACCUGGAGAGGGAUCUGCAAGACUGAGCACAGCCAGCAGACCGCUGUUCCCUGAAGUAGCCCUUUAACACAAAGAAACGUUACUGAAUAUUGAAACAAAAUCUAGCUUUUACAUGAAGUAACCUCAAGUGCAAUUAUGAAAGCGACAUGCCUGACCUAACUGACCUAAAACCCAACACACCGAAGAGGACGGUGGAAGAACCAGAGUGCUACAGUAGCUGAACUCUCUUGUGUUACUUUAGAGGCACAGUAAGCCUCGUUCGGUGAUGUUAACCUAACACAGCCAAUUGUUACUGACCAGUGACUUUCAUACCUCUGCAAAUUCUGAUUCAGCUGUGCCACGGCAUCAAUAGUACAACUGGACACAAGUGAAGGUCAUUGCCAAGAACUUUAAAUACUUUACGUCUUAUUGUGUCGACUACAAUGUUGUCAACCACCAUGUUUACCAGAAGAGCUCUACUGUACAAUUUACAUUUGUCUUGGAUGCACAAAGUGAGAUAUUUAAAUAUAAUCCAGCAGUGUGGUUGGACAAAAUUAAUGAAAAAAACAGCACCUGAAAUGUUGUAAUUAACAGGUUUUGAUUGUGCCUUCUUUUUAUUUAAGCUUUACACUAUUUAACUCUUGGUAUGUAACUAAUGCUGGGCCAAAAAGCAUUGUAAAAAAUGCCAAGGCAGGCUUUUUAAAUUGCCAUAAUGAUGACAAAAUUCUUUUUCUGUAUUAGACACUUUGAUUUUUUUUGUGUGUGUAUGUUAAAAAAAAUCACCAGGAAAACAAUGUUGAAUGUUCUCUUAAGCAUCUAAUUUUUUAAGCUGGCAGAAUGGGGAUUUUGUGUGUUUAAAAAAAAUACUUCUAGUCUAAACAGAGCAGAGAUUUAAGAAAAUAAUUUGCUGAGAUAUUUGAUGCUGCUUGUGUGGUGAGCCCCACAGAGGAAAUUUAUGUAUCAGAAAAAAACACUUUUGAAACAUGUUGGUGUACAUUAAGAUUAUUGUGGGAAAAAAAAUUAAUCUCAGUGAUUCUUAAGUCAAAUUUUUUUCCAGUUUUGCUGAUAUUUUGCAUAUUUGCACUCACUGUAGCUAUGACUGUUAAAUGGGUAUGCCAACUGCAGCUCAGUUGUAAUAUCCUCUAGCAUAUGGAAUGGCCCCCAAUACAUUCUUUGUCCUCCAAAUUUUUCUCUGACGUGGAUUACAACUAACACACAAUACAUCUAGAUACAUAUUAGCAGUAUAUGCAGAGAACAGAAGUCUAUGAAGGUUUACAGUGAAGUCUAUUGGGGAAUUUUCAUAACAUAUCACAAUGAAAUUGCUAACUGUGGCCUAAUGGCAAGUUCAACAUACUGCAGUACUGUUAUUCUUGUUUUUUUUUUAUUUUAUCAUUUACUAUGUGUAAUGUAGAAAUAUAAAAUAAAUGAUGAAUA